GCACAACAUCACUUCCCCUGCCUCCGGCCUUCUCCCCGGCAUACGGCGCCACUGCGCUCUGCCCCCAGCACUGCCUACCGCCCAUGGCCCCCGCAUACUUACCAGAAUGAGGAGACAGCAGGCCACUGUAUCCACCCACCCCAGUCCUGCCCCCACUCCGGCACACCCCUUUUUAAAGGCACGAGCCACGCUCCCGAACAUGGCGCCAAAACACAGGGCAGCAGCCUACAUCCCACAAGCGCCCUCUAGGCCACAGAGCCCCCAAGCUAUGGACCAUAGCAGUCCACAUUGAAAUAUCAGCACAAGCGGCUCAUCCAGUAUUAAAACGCAACAAAAAUAUAUGAAUGUGGUAUCACAGUAAUCAUACUGCCCCAGAGAAUGAAGAUAACAGAUCAUUUUUUGCUACACGUCUAUAAGGAAGAGAGAUGCAUCAUUUGAAAGUCUAAAAACAUGGCCGACUGUGGUAAAAGGCUGCAAGAAGUCAGGGAUGUGAUAGCGGCUGCUCACAAAGACUGUUCUGUCUUGGAAAAGCUACAGUUUUACGACCAGUGGGCUACACAGUAUGAAGAGGAUGUCUCAGUCUUGGAAUAUAAAGCUCCACGUUUAGCCGCGCUGGCAUUGGCCUCGGUGUAUCCUUUCAAUCGAGAGUCGAAGCUUGUACUGGAUGUAGCAUGUGGUACUGGACGUGCAGCCGAAGAGUUGCAGCGCUGUGGCUUUCAAUUGUUUCAUGGUUUGGAUGGCAGCGCAGGAAUGCUGGAAGUUGCUAAGAAGAAAGACUUGUACCAGGAACUGAAGCAGAGCAUGCUGGGACAGGGACCAUUACCAUGUGACUCUGAAAAGUAUGAUGCAGUAAUUAUAGUUGGAGCACUCAGUGAUGGACAGGUCCCUGUGUUGGUGCUUCCAGAACUGCUUCGUGUCACUAAACCAGGCGGUUUUGUGUGCAUGACCACACGGAGUAACAUCUCUAACUUGCAGUACAAGGCUGAACUUGAAGAAGAAUUGUCUUCUUUACAGUAUAAAGGAUUCUGGGAACAGGUCUUGGUAGAAGAAGUGGAGCAGUGGGAGAAAGCUACAUCAGAAAAGGAGAUCAAUCAAGAGUCUGACUAUAUCCCCGGUGUUAUAUUCAUUUAUAGAAAAAUGUCAGCCCCUUCUAUUGUCAGUUGAUUACAUAUAUUAUUUGGUAUAUUUUGUUCAACUGUCACUCAAUAAAGUUCCUCAGAAUUUUAUAUUAAUAAAUGCCAUAGCUGGACAUACUAUGGGGGUUUUACGCUGGUCUAUAAUAUUCCCUGUUCCAGAGGAUGCACCCAGUUUGGCGCAUACUCAAGCAGUCAGUGCUCCAGAAUGAGCUCCGAGCUGCUGUAGAUUUCUGUAUUCAUUUGCACCAUAAAAACUGGCACAAGAUAAAUGUCCUAGACCCAUCCCCUCCUCGCCCUCACCAUGCUCCCUUUUAGGAAAGUAGCGAGAGCAGUGUAGAAAUGCCACUUACAACAAAGUUUGUGUCUUUGUGGUGUUUAAAAUAACACAAAAACAAUGUUUCCCACUUU
Molecule: messenger RNA, 1544 nt
Organism: Bufo gargarizans (Asiatic toad)
Lineage: Eukaryota; Metazoa; Chordata; Amphibia; Anura; Bufonidae
Gene: METTL27
Product: methyltransferase like 27
Exons: 7
Coding region: 451-1164 (237 amino acids)
Molecular function (GO): S-adenosylmethionine-dependent methyltransferase activity
Source: RefSeq, a predicted model, not a curated record